AGUUACCAAAUAUAUUUUAUUAUUUUUAACAUUACACAGGUAGCUCAGACAAUAGGUGCUAAUUAUGAGCAAUACCCUGAAAACACAUAUAGUGACUUUUCAGAAGAUGAAAAUGUCAACUGGAGUUGUGCUGAACCAGAUAUUGAUGUUGUUGAGGAUAUCACACUUAAUACUGAAAGAGAAAGUAAAAACGCUAGGCAUGUGUACUUGCAAGAUGAUACACCAACAGAGCAAGAUGAUGCACAAACAGACCGAGAUGAAUGGAAACCAUUCUCUUCAAAAGCACAUUUUUACCUAUGUGUUUUGAGUGGUUCAAAAACUCACCAUGUUAGUGAUGAAAUUUUGAAAUUCAUUAUAUAUAUGAUGAAGAGUUGUGGCACACCAGGAGUUCCUUCUUUCGAAAAAGUGAAGAACAUUUGGUCGGAUGAUUUGGACAUUGAUGAAAUGCUGAAAAAGAAUACAGACAAGGAUGGAAAUAUUAGCUGGAUGAUUAAGCAUAUGGACAUUUUAAAACUGCAAAUGUCCAAUCCUAAAAUAGGAAAGAAAAUAGUCAGAUAUCCAACAGUUGAAACAACUAUUGCUUGUCACAGACAGUCUGGUGCUGCUAAAUGGAUACAAGAGAUCAACUUCCCUUGGGCAAAGAUUGGUGACACCACUUUCCUGCAGAAUAUGUUUGUAAGAUUUGAAUGUGAAGGACAAGAAAACCUUGGGCAGAUCAAGAAGUUCAUGGAUGAUAUUGAGAAUAACAAACUGCUUGCAGAGUUAGAAAUAUUCUGUUAUAACACUGAUGAAAACAAUGGGACUCCGAAAAGAAGGCCGUGUUCGAGUUAACGCCCAUCUGGAAAGGGUUACCAAUCAUAAAUGUGCCAGUAAAUGUAUUCAUGGAUGAUUUAUCAUCAAAUAUAUCACGCAAAUGGUCCCCACUACAUAGCAUCCAGAUGCAACUGGCUAGGCUUCCUCUCAAGGAAAAAAGAAAAGGAUCCAGCACACUAUAUCUAGCAUCAUCAGAUACAGUUGGGAUCCUUGAUAUGAUGGCACCCAUAUGUGCGGACAUUGAAGAAAGCAAAAGCUCUGCUGUAGAUGCAUUUGAUGCAGAAAAUUUAGCACCAGUAGUCCUCUGCUCACAGGUAUCAUUACUUGUGACAGAUUACCACAUGAUGAGCCAUGCCUGUAAUCACAGUGGACCAUCAGCAACAAAAUAUUGUCCGAAGUGUAUGGCUGACAAAACGGAUCCUUUGCGGAAAAGUGAGCUGAGGACUCCAAACAAGACUCAGCGCAUAUUACAUCAGACACACCAAUUGGAGUACUCCACUUUUUAUAUCUAGGACUAGCAAAGCACUUAAUAAAGUAUUGAAGACCGCACUACUCCACUGUCAACGGAUGGAUGUCCUCUGUUUGGAUUUACCCUGACGUAGCUAAAAUGAUGAGUAUAUCGCGUGCGCUUUAUCAAUGAAUAGUGGUAUCCAUUGUAGCAAUUAUAACUUAGUAAUAGUGAUGAUGACAACAGUCGGUCCAUGGUAUUCAUACCUUAUGAAUGCGAACUGAAUUUGGUAGGGUUAUAUAGAGGCAAUGCCAUGCAUUAUAACUUAGUAAUAAUGAUGAUGAUAACAGUCGGUCAAUGGUAUUCAUACCUUAUGAAUGCCAACUGAAUUUGGUAGGGUUAUAUAGAGGCAAUGCCAUGCAUUGGUUAAUAUGUACAUACAAUAUGUAUACAUGUUUCAGUUAUGCUAUGAGAGUCUGAGUCCUCAAAAAAAA
Molecule: messenger RNA, 1755 nt
Organism: Pecten maximus
Lineage: Eukaryota; Metazoa; Mollusca; Bivalvia; Pectinida; Pectinidae
Exons: 12
Coding region: 361-831 (156 amino acids)
Source: RefSeq, a predicted model, not a curated record